AUGCUCUCUUUCGCUGCCGUUGCUCUCGCUCUCGCAAGCAGUGUCAUCGCUGCCCCCGCCGACACGCGCGACGUGCACACAAUCACGUUCAACAACAAUUGCGGCUACGGCAACCCCGUCUGGAACACACCCAGCAACGCCACCAAAAACGGCGCCGGCAACGGGUGGGCCGCUGUCGUGAGCGGCGUCGCGAGGCUCGACGUCGAUGGCUGUGGCUCGCACGGCGAGAACUGCACCGUCGUCGAGUUCACGCUCGACAACCCGAGCCUCGUUGUCUGGACGUUGACUGUGGCAAAGCUGGGCUAUGCUGGUACUGAGCGACUUAUUCGGUGUAUAGCACCAUCGUGUUGCGCAAAAAACCACAUCAAGCCUGAGGUUGCUGGAAACAUGAUAAGGUUGUUUGAUGGCGCGCCACGAUGCGACAGAAAUCAAACAAGCCGGGCGAAGGACAAACUCCAAGGGAUUCAGCAUGAGAGAGAGAAAACGCAGUAUGUAUGCAUGAAAGGAGACGACCUCAAGCUGACAAAUGGCAUUUUUGGCAGCCGAACUUUGGCCAUGUCCCAGACCGUUAAUCUAACCGCUGCCGACCCUCUCCAAAUCAACCUCGCUAGGCAGACCCGUACACUCCUCUCUCACAUCCUCCAAAACUCGCAUUAUGCCUCUUCGAUCGAGCAAGGUGCAUCAUCGACCACUCAACUUCUUGUUACAUUGUCACGGCUGCUCGCCAACCCAUCCUUGACAACCCACAUUACACAAUGUUUCCGCCCACUGCUCCUUGACUUAUCCGCACGGUGGUUAGAGGACGAUGAAGACCUUGAAGAUCGCUUCCGUGCGCUCGCUUUUUUGAUACAGCCCCACGAGGAGCUUUAUCCCGUCUUAUUCGCAUUCCUCCAAAAGCCACAACUAGCAGACGGACCUCUUCCUCUGCUCGCUGACGCACCCUCGAUUCCACAAAUCAAAGCUGCACGUCUUCACGCCCUCCUCAUUGCGUACUACCGCGUCCUGCAAGCCAACCGCCUCCUCCCAAAACACCUAUUUUGGUCGAUUGACCAUCUUUCCGCACUUUUCACGACACCACAUCCGGAUAGAGGCGUUCAACUUCUGGCUAUACGAUGCUAUGCGCUCCAAGCCGGGAUGGUUGAACGGGAACGGCAGGCGCUGGAGACUCGAGUGCUUGGCGCGCCAUUCGAGUCGGACUGUCCGAUUGUAUGCGGGCAGGAUGCUGAGGGAGCACCGGUCGUCAUGGAUGGGUGGCUGUUCCCUGCGCUGGAAGCGAAGCGAGUUGUGGACGCGAGGAAUGCGAGCGUGGAGAACUCGAAUGAGUUUUAUAUUGUCGAUGAAGUGCAUACGACGAGUGCACUUGGACCUCUUCGCAAUGACGACCUGAGUUCAUAUACCGCGAACAUACACGGUGUCCUUCUCCUAAAAUCCAACCCAUUGCCCAUCCAGCAUGCGGACAUUGUCAUGACGCCCACCGCCCAAAACGCUCUCCGCUCGCUAGCAAUCCACCGUUCCCUCCGCCUGCCUGUCCUCAUCUCCUCCCCACCUUCCUCCGGCAAAUCCCUCCUCCUCACCUACCUCAGCGCCGCGCUGCACCCAACCCAAAAAGACAACAUCGUUACCAUCUACCUGGCCGACACGUCCCUCGACGCACGCUCCCUCCUCGGCUCAUAUGUCUCCUCGGUCACGCAACCGGGCACUUUCGAGUGGAAAGAUGGCGUGCUCGUGCGCGCGAUGAAGGAGGGCAAGUGGCUUUUGCUGAAGGACAUCGAUAGGACGAGUAGCGACGUCCUUGGUCUCGUCCGGCCGCUCGCGGAGUCGAUGGGCCCUGGCAAUUGGAUCGGCGCGCGCGCGACGCUGGAUGUGCCUGGACGAGGCGAGGUAGUGGCGGCCGAGGGCUUCGCACUAUUUGCGAGUCGGUCGACGAUACCGCUCAGGAACGGGGCGAUGCCUGCGCCAGGCUUUCAUGGCGCGCACAAGUUUGCUGAGAUUGUAGUGGAUGUGCCGACGCCGGAGGAAGUCAGGAUGAUUGUGGAUGAGAAAUAUCCGAGGCUGGCUGGGGUCCUUGCGCAGGCGCUCAUCAGGAUGUGGGCAGAUGUGCAACGGCUGGGGUAUACGGCGUCGUCCAGGCCCGUAGGGCUCAGGGAUCUGGAGCAACUUUGUCGAAGGAUCAAUCACAUUCUCCCGUCUAACCAUUCGUCGUCGUCUAUGGACGUGGAUAUGGACGCCGGGGGAGAAGUUGCUCCAUUGCAGGAUAUCUUCCCCAACCCCACCUUCCGCGAAGACAUGUUCGCCGAGGCGCGCGACGUGCUCUUCGGCGCGGGAGCGUCGACGUCGGCAGCCCGCGCGCAUAGGGAUCAGGUCGCCGCUGUGGUCGCUUUGCAUCUCGGCCUGGACGACGAGCGGCGGGACUGGAUUCUCACCGGGCGCACGCCCGAGUUCGACGUCGAAAAGGACGUCAACGGCGAGACGGUCGCCGUGCGCGCGGGGUAUACGCGGUUGCGCGCGCGCCCCGCCAAACCAGGCUCCGCCUCUGCCUCGCUUGCGGCGGCGGCGGCCAAGCGGCCGUUUGCGAUGCACAAGCCCGCGAUCGGGCUCAUGGCGCGCAUCGCGACGGCCGUGUCGCUCGCCGAGCCGGUGCUGCUCACGGGCGAGACGGGCACGGGCAAGACGACAGUGGUGACGCAUCUUGCGGGGACGCUCCGGCGGCCGCUCGUCGCGCUCAACUUAUCACACCAGACCGAGUCUGCGGACCUGCUUGGCGGGUUCAAGCCCGUGGACGCACGAGUGCCAGGUGCGGUGCUGUGCGAGCGGUUUGGGGAGCUUUUUGGGGUGACGUUUAGUCGACGGAAGAACGAGAAGUUUGAGGAGGGGGUGAGGAGGGCUGUGAGGGAGGGGAAGUGGAAGAGGGCGGUUGUGUUAUGGAGGGAGAGUGUGAGGCUUGCAAGGGAGAGGAUUAGGGCGAAGAGGGUGGAGGGGAAUGUUGGAGGCGAGGAGCGUGAAGCUGUGCCGAAUGGUCUGAACGACGGUGCGCCUCGCAAGCGGCGGAAGGUAGAACAGGCGUCGCUGGAGGCGUCCGAAGCUGCUUGGGCAGACUUUGAGAAGGACGUGGACGAUUUCGAUAUUCAGCAUGUGCAGGGCAAGGGCAAGUUGGCUUUCAAUUUUGUCGAGGGGCCACUGGUCAAGGCGCUUCGGAAUGGUGACUGGGUACUUUUGGACGAGAUUAACCUUGCCAGUCCGGAAACGCUUGAGUGCAUAUAUGCGCUUCUCAAAGGCCCAACAGCAUCCAUCACCUUGACUGAGCAAGGUUCUCUCGAUCCUGUCAUCCGCCAUCCCGAUUUCCGGCUGUUCGCUUGCAUGAACCCGGCCACCGACGUUGGGAAGAAAGACCUCCCACCCAACAUCCGAGCUCGGUUCACCGAGAUCGACGUCCCCCCGCCCGACGCCGACCGCGAGACCCUCCUCGGGAUCGUGGCCCAAUACAUUGGAGCGAGCGCCGUGGGCGACAAAGCCGCGAUCCUGAACAUCGCCGAGUUCUACACUGGCGUAAAGGCGCUCUCUGAGGCGCGCGAGCUCGCGGAUACGGCAAACCACCGGCCGCACUAUAGCAUGCGCACGCUCGCGCGUGCUCUGACGUUCGCGGCGGACAUCGCGCCCACGUAUUCGCUCCGGCGUGCGCUGUGGGAGGCGUGUCUGAUGGCAUUCACGAUGGUGCUCGAUGUGCGCAGCGCCGCAGUCGUCACGGAGCUCGCGCAGAGGCAUAUUUUGGCGGGUGUCAGGAAUCCGAGGUCGUUGCUGGCGCGGGAGCCCGCGCCGCCCCAAACUCGGCAAGGGGAGGCGUACAUCAAGUUCGGGCCGUUCUACCUGCAGAAGGGGCCAUUGCCGGAAGACCUAGUGGAGGAAUACAUUAUGACGCCGUCGGUGGAGAAGAAGCUCAUCGACCUCGCGAGAAUCAUCUUGACACGAAGGUUCCCCGUGCUCAUCGAGGGCCCGACAUCGGCCGGGAAGACGAGCGCAAUUGAGUAUCUCGCGCGGCGAACAGGGCACCAGUUUAUCCGAAUCAACAACCACGAGCACACGGACAUUCAGGAGUACAUCGGGUCAUACGUCUCGGACCCCGCCACAGGCAAGCUAGUGUUCAAGGACGGGCUGCUGGUGCAUGCACUGCGCCAUGGUCACUGGAUCGUGCUCGACGAACUGAAUCUGGCGCCGACGGACGUGCUCGAGGCACUGAACAGGCUGCUGGACGAUAAUCGCGAGCUGCUUGUGCCCGAGACGCAGGAGGUGAUCAGGCCGCAUCCGCAUUUUAUGCUGUUUGCGACUCAGAAUCCCCCUGGACUCUAUGCCGGGCGCAAGGUGCUCUCUCGUGCAUUCCGCAAUCGGUUCCUUGAGGUGCACUUUGAGGAUGUACCCCAGGCGGAGCUGGAGACGAUCCUGUGCGAACGGUGUCGGAUUGCACCUUCGUAUGGUCAGAAGAUUGUUGCUGUUUUUAGGGAACUGCAGCAACGGAGGCAGGGGAGUAGGGUUUUCGAGAGCAAGCAGGGGUUUGCGACGCUCCGGGACCUUUUCCGGUGGGCGGGGAGAGAUGCCGUUGGGUAUCAGGAGCUUGCGGAGAACGGGUAUAUGCUGCUUGCGGAACGGACGAGGCGCUUGGAGGACAAGACGGUGGUGAAGGAGGUGAUUGAGUCGAUCAUGAAGGUUCGCAUCGACGAGAAUGUGCUGUACGACCUGGGCGGCAGGACGUUCGAGUUCCUGGGAUGCCCGGUGCCCUCAGGCGGCGAGCACAAGGUCGUGUGGACGGGCGCGAUGCAGCGACUGUACACGCUCGUCGCGCGGGCGAUGCGGUUCAACGAGCCGGUGCUGCUUGUCGGCGAGACGGGCUCAGGCAAGACGUCAGUGUGCCAGCUGUAUGCGGAGGCGCUCGGAAAGCGACUGUACACGGUCAGCUGUCAUCAGAAUACGGAGACGGCGGACCUUAUUGGUGGGCUGAGGCCAGUUCGUGGGCGGAGGGAGGCUGAGUUCAAUGCGGUCGGCGAUGCAACUGCUGUGCUCGGGCGUGCUGGGCUUGCUUUGCAGGGAGCAGAGCUGGGGCCGGGAGACGUUGAGGAGGUACAGGUAGCUAUUGGCAAGGCACUGAAGAGCCUCACCGGCGCGGGCAAGGGCGCGGACCCCGACUUAAUACAGGAGCUCCGGGCGAUUCAGGGUGACCUGCGGCGCCUGGCUUCGCUCUUCGAGUGGAACGACGGGCCGCUGGUGAGCGCGAUGCAGCAGGGCGACGUGUUCCUUCUCGACGAAAUCUCACUCGCAGACGACUCUGUGCUCGAGCGCCUGAACAGCGUGCUCGAGCCGAGUCGGAGCAUCGUGCUCGCCGAGCGGGGCGGAGCGGACUCACUCGAGCAUCCAACGAUCAAGGCCGCGGGGGAUUUCAAGCUGCUUGCGACGAUGAAUCCGGGUGGAGAUUAUGGCAAGAAGGAGCUGUCGCCUGCCCUCAGGAAUCGCUUCACGGAGAUCUGGGUGCCGUCUGUCGACCAGGGGAAGGAUUUGGAGGUGAUCGUUGCGAGCUCGUGGAAGGGCGAUGAGUUUAAAACGAUCACGGGACCGUUGUUGGCUUUUACGAGUUGGUUCAGGGAGAAGGUGGAUGUGUCUGCAUGUACGCUGCGGGAUAUUUUGGCAUGGGUCAAUUUCUCGAAUGUGAUGCACGAGCGCGAUUCUAAGAUGCCUCUGGAAGCAAUUUUCCAUCACGCAGCCCGGAUGACUCUGAUUGACGGGAUGAACUCGUUGCCUCAGCUUGCGCAUUGUCAUCGCGACACGCUACUUCAGUUGAACACCGAAGCGGACAAGAAGCUACACGAGCUUGCCCCCUUCUCUGACACUCAAGCACACGGAACCUACCCUCCUGAUCGAUAUGUUCAGUUUGGGCCCUUUGCUAUACCGAGAGGGAAGGAGGUACCGACAGUCAGUCGCUUCAGCCUUGAGGCGCCGACGUCUCAAGAAAAUGCGUCCCGCGUUGUCAGGGCUUGCCAAGUGCCCAAGCCAGUUCUUCUCGAAGGCAGUCCCGGAGUGGGUAAAACCAGCUUGAUCACUGCGCUCGCCAAUAUCGCUGGCUAUCGGCUCUGUCGUAUCAACUUAUCGGACCAGACCGAUCUCACUGAUCUCUUUGGGUCUGAUUUGCCGGUAGAAAACGGGAAGCCUGGGGAGUUUGCAUGGAAGGACGCGGAGUUUUUGAACGCACUGCAGGAAGGUCAUUGGGUGCUGUUGGACGAGAUGAACCUCGCACCGCAAGCUAUUCUCGAAGGUCUCAAUGCCGUGCUGGACCACCGCGGCACCGUUUACAUUCCCGAGCUGGGGCGUUCGUUCGUUCGGCAUCCUGAGUUCCGCGUAUUCGCUGCUCAGAACCCCCUGAACCAGGGCGGUGGCCGGAAGGGACUACCGCGGUCUUUUGUGGAUCGGUUUACCAAGGUGUAUCUCAACGACCUCACCCCGGAUGACCUUCUCUUGAUAUCCCGUGGCAUUUUCCAAGACCAGGGACACGACGAAGAUGUCCUUCGGGCCAUGAUCCAGUACAAUUCCACCAUCAACGACGAGGUCGUCCUCCGACGGUCAUUUGCGCGCGAAGGCAGCCCUUGGGAGUUCAACCUUCGUGACGUCAUACGCUGGGGCGAACUCCUCCGUGCAUCAGGAGGCCUCGCCGGGGACGCGGAGUCGCAUAUACGGACGCUGUACCUCAGCCGGUUCCGGACCUCGGUGGAUCGUGAAGCUGCUGCCGCUCUGGCUCGCGUCGUUUUUCCCGUGAUGGGUGAUCACCAAAUUCGGCCUCAUCUACUUGUCUCGCCCACUCAUCUCGCUGUCGGAGAAUGGAACCUUGCUCGCGGCAACAUGUCGUCCUCCGUCAAACCCAGCAAUGUGUAUCAAGCCCGUCUUCCCAGCCUCGAGACUAUGGCCGCCUGCGUCUCGCAGUCAUGGCUCGUUAUACUGACCGGAAAGCAUGGCAGUGGUAAGACCGGGAUGGUUCGGGCGUUGGCUAACUCUACAGGGAACCUACUAUGGGAGCUCACCAUCAAUAGCGCGACUGACACGAUGGAUCUCUUGGGCAGCUUCGAGCAGGUUGACGGUCGAGCACACAUUACUGCGUUGGCUCAGGAGGUGCUAACCUUUACUGAGCGUCUCAUGUGUCAGUCCCAUGGGGCUGCUGGUCGGUAUAGCCGGUAUUAUAUACUUCUGCGGCAUCUGCAGUCCAUCACCUCUUUGGCUCCGGUAAUCAUGGAGCAGGCGUCUGAGCUACUCCAGGACCUGGCACCGAUGGCGGAAGGAUCUCCAGCGCUUACCUUGGAAUACGAGCAGCUUUUCAACAAGGUCAAACGGCACCUCGUGUCCAACGCCUCGACUGGUCGGUUUGAAUGGGUCGACGGCCCUUUGGUACGCGCGAUCAAGGAAGGUCACUGGAUAGUCCUGGAAGGCGCCAACUUGUGCAACCCCUCGGUUUUGGAUCGCCUCAACUCUCUUUGCGAGCCGAACGGGGUACUCAUGCUCAGCGAAAGGGGUUUUGUCGACGGCACAGUUCAGGUCUUGAAGCCUCAUCCGAAUUUCCGACUAUUCAUGACCGUGGAUCCUCAAUACGGCGAGCUUUCUCGGGCUAUGAGAAACCGUGGUGUCGAGGUCGCUUUGCUGGACAGGUUUACCCCUGAGGACGAGCAGCGCUACCUCGACGACAUGCGGUGGCCCCGUUCUCUGGAACUCGACUCUCGCGCGUCACCCACCAAUUGCGAAGUUCUUCGACGUGGACUACACAUUGUGGCGACAACGGAAAGUCACUCGUAUUCUCAAACGUGGCCAUCUGGGAUGCCAGUCGAGCAAGAUAUGGCCUCAUCCUCGUUGUUGACUAUUGCUCCUUUCUUCGAUCGGCUGUCUACGUCUGAUGUACGAGCAACAUUGCGUUUCUUCACUCGGACUUUACCUCCCGCGUAUCGCCUUGUCUGGUUGCGUUAUCUUGCUGGUUUCGACUUCGGACCUGCUGGUCAGAUUAUCUCCAAUGCACUUCGUCAGCUGGAUGUCUCGGUAUUCUCGGCGGCACGUUCGAACCUCCGGGAGUCGACCGGCCCAAAUGGGAAACAUGAAUCAAGUGUGGUCGGAAUCAUGGUUCGUGAUUAUUGUUGCUACACUAUAGGCAGCGCGUUAGAUAUCGGGGGCAUGUACUCAAGCUACUAUGGAUUACAGCCUUUGGACAAUUUCAUGGUUCUUCCUUCUAAUACGCCCGACCUCCGCGAACGAGAUAUUCACCUGAUGAUACUGCAAGCCCUAAACCUUUAUUGCGCGAUUAUUAGUUACGAAAUGAACACUUCGAGACGUACCUCGUCAAAACCUCCACAGCAAAGGUCCGCGCUCGAGCGUAUAGUCAACGCAUCAUCGUCAGUUCUGAAUGAGAUUCGAGACGCAUCCAUCGUCGUCCUAAGAAAUUUCUCUGAACGUAUAUAUUCCCAACCAGACUUGGACCUCGCGGUCUCCCUGUUGAGCUAUGCUGAACAUCUCAAAAAGGCCGCAGAUGGGGCUCAGAUAAAUUAUUCCUACGUAUUGACGUUGGCCAAGUGGAUCCAUCAGGCGCUUCAAACCUCAUCGAUCACCUUCUCUCGUGUUCUUCAAGAGUCAGAUGCGCUUCAGAGUGCCAUGAUCCUAAGUACGGGUCAAGGUCUAGCAGAGAUAUGGACAAACCUCCUGCUCCCUCGGCGCGGCCUUUCUCGCGAGACACUGGAACGCCUGGAGGCUGCCGCGCGCACGUUCAAGACGCCUUCCGCAAGCAUUGAUGCCCGGAAAAAAGUAUUUGACGUUAUGUGUCUUGGAACUCUUCCUCAAGCGCCUUCCACCGAAGAAGAGGAGAACAUGCUCGUUCUUGCUUCGAAGCUAUUGCAGGCAUCGGAAGAUUCAGGAUUAAGCGGCGAUGUUCUACCGAGUGAGGGCACCACCCUAUCUCUAGAGUUGGCGACUUUGGCGACCACAUACAACGGCCUGACUACCGCGUCGAGACAAUUAUUGAGAGACAUUUUAAGAGCCGCCUAUCGAGAUCAAUCCGGUGGCCUCGUUCGCUUCGUUUCGUACCAACAUGCUAUUUGGGCUUCCGAAGUUGGCCUAGUGUCGCACGCCGUGUUAUCAAGGGCACAUUGCUAUUGGCUACAGGCGCUCUUGGAUUACACUUUUGAAUACGACUCUGCCUUGAAUGGGCCCAGCGUGCUCCUUCAUCCUGUGAACUUGAAGGUGACGCAGAAGAUGAGCCAAUGGACAAGAAUCACAAUCGGAUCUCUACCGAGUUACGAGGUCUCUUUAGGACGCUUCGCCGACAUUAUUUUAUGUCACUGUGAAAUUGACACGACACGCGUUCAGCAACUGGUCGGGUUCCUCCGCCAAAGCAUCUUGAUGGCGUCCUCGUCGUUUGCGGCCUCAUAUGACGAGGGAUACUUGGAAAAUUUAAGCUCCUGUCGGUCGCAGGGAAACCCGAUUGAGCUGGCCUCGCUGGUGACUGCUCUGCAGAAAACGUCGCACGAAGCAUUCUCGCAAAAUUUACGUGCAAUUAUGGAACCUGCAGUGAACCGACUCGUGAUUGACUCAGCCUCGUCAAAAGCUAUUAAAGAGCUCGGUCGCUGUUUCGUAGCUUUGAACAAGCUGCUCAUCGAGACAUACGUGCCAAAUAUUCCCCUUGACCCUGCUGCGGUAUUGGAGUGUUCAGUGGAAUUUUGGGGAGACGAAGAAGUACUGUUGGCGGAACAGCUGGACUUGCACACCCUUCACGAGAAGAGAGUCACUGGAAACGACCAGAACCCUGUCACACGAUAUAUGGAAGCUGCUCUCGAAAACGUUCGCCAGAGACUAUCUAGCUUCUCUGUUCCGGUUACUCGGCGCUCUGAACGUCAACGAGUGGCCACGUUUUGGGCGGAGUACCAGCAGUUCCAUUCACAAGUCGUAUCGGGAGCAGGGGUUACGGCAAUAGUGUCCUCUGAUGGCCCUUGGGACUCGUCGCUCAACAUGCGUGAAGAGGUCAUUCAAGAGUCUAUCGCCACUUUCUUGCAACGGAUGGAGGAGUCGUAUCCCGAGUUCGAAGACAUUUUCUACCCUAUGAAGCUGGCGUUGCAAUACCUACGGCUUGGUUUGCGGCUUAUCCGCUCCUCAUCGAGCGACGACUCCAACUUUUCUCAUUCCAGACUUGUGGAAAAUUUGCUCCAGUUCCCGUCUAUGCUCAGCUCCCAGCUGCUGGCUUCCCAAAGGGAGGUGGUCGCUGGCCCGAAGUCGUCGGUCUCGCUGUCCGAUCAGGUUAUCUUGCAGCUCUCUUCCGUUUCUUUACUUUCGGCUGUCCAACGCGUAGGAGGGCACGUGAAAGACGUCGAGGUUCUGUACGAGCGCAUUUCUGCACUAUGGAAGCUCGACUGUGCACGUAGAGAGAAGGCAGAAGCUCAGUCGCUCUAUCGAGUUGCUGAGCAUGCGAUGGUCAACGACGAAGAUGAAGAAGCUAACGAAGUCCUUGCUCUGUUCCCGACGUAUGAAGCGGAUAACGAAGACGCAAUGUCACCCGAACAGCAAGAAACAUCCAAAGUCUCCCAGCUUCUCAGCCCCUCCCACAUCCAUACGCUCUGUCGCCUUCACAUUAGUCUCUUCGGUGAUAGGAAUUUGUCGCAAUCCGAAGCACUCAAAGAUUUCCUGGGCUUUGCGCAAGGCGUCGUUGACUCGGAGUUGAAUUCUAAUCUCCCGGCUUUUUCUGAGGCGUUGGAUCAUCAGAGUCUUCCCUUCCAAAUCCUUCGGCUGCAGCACUUGCUUGAUGGCUUACAUAUGAACUCGUCGCAAGCACCUAAUUUCUACCGCGAUUCCAAUGUUUACGAGGCUCGCAAGGCGCUCAAAGCCGUUGAAACGCUCGACUCACGACUCGUCGAACUAAUAGCCGAAUGGCCCGAUCAGAUGGUUCUUCAGCAUCUCCGGGAGCGAUGCCAAGCAGUCCUACAGCUACAUCUGGAUAGUCCUGUCGCCAAGAUUCUCUCCGUUGUUGAGGCGCUGCUGAUUCAAACUGACGAUUGGGAGAUGUACGCGCAUCGGAACAACUCCCUUAAAGAGUACCAGCACACGUUUAUGAAUCUCAUCGUCGACUGGAGGCGACUGGAGCUCUCGAACUGGAGGGCGCUUUUGCAGUCGCAGUACGAGUCUUUCUGCGACGGUGUGUCAACGUUCUGGUUCAACCUCUAUGAUGUGGCGAUCCGCAGCCCUUUGGCGUCCACGGAAGAGGACUUCCCGACCUUCAUCGCUCAAUUGCCGUCUCUCCUCGAUCAGUUUAUUGCUUCCAGCCCUAUCGGACAAUUUGAGGCACGCAUGGAGCUUCUGCGAUCCUUCAUCUCUUUCGUUCACUGUCUAGCUGGAACGAAACAAGCACCAGAGAGGACGUACCUUCACCGUGUUGGCUGCGUCCUGCACUCCACUUGGACGUACUACGAUCUGUUCUCGUCUGCUCUGUCUCAGUCGUUUAGCAAGAAAAAAGCGGCUUUGGAGAAGGAGGUACAGGACUUGAUCAAGCUAGCGAGUUGGAAGGACGUCAAUGUACACGCUCUCAAGCAAAGUGCUCAGCGAACGCACCAUAACCUGUACAAAAUUAUACGCAAGUUCCGGGAGCUGAUGAGGCAGCCUACCUCCGACCAAAUGUCGCUCGUUCUGGCAGGAGAUUCUGAGGGUAGCUUGCUGCGAUCAGAUGUUGGGGUGCGCGACGAAGGGAUCAUCACGUAUCCUAUUCCGAAGUCGCCCACGUUCCCACCUGUCACUCAUGGCGUGCUAUCCCAGCUCAAAGAUAUCUCUCAUACCUUCUCCAGGUUCUCAAACUUCAUCGAAACGAGUAUUCGCCCGGCUUUCAACCAAACAACAGCAGACGUCGCGGACGAGUUGGCUGUCAACAUCAUCGUAAUCAGCAAGGAGCUGGCAGCGACACCCAUACCCGGCGAUCUAUCCAAGGAGAAGAAAGAAAAAUUCUCCAAGGCGCUUCUCGUCCGGAAGCGCAAGGCUUGGAGUGAUCUGCUCAAGGAGCUCAGGCGCGGAGGUUUCGCUACUGGCAUCAAACCACAGGUGGCUGAGCAGCUUCGCAACGAGGGCUGGGUUCGGGAACAGCCCAUUUUAGACUCGAAAUGGUCUUUCUCAGUCGACAAGUCGGAGUACUACUUUACCAGACUUCGCGGCGUCCUUCCCAGCUUCAGGAAUCUGCUUUCAGACCAUCACACCGAUAUUAACACUCGAGAGCUGCAGCGAGCUUUAGCCCUUCUGGAGUCCGGGUAUUCCUUCGCUCUGGACAGCCGGAGAUGUCUGGCUGGAUCAAUCCACGACUUUUGCCAGGUUUCUGAUAUCACCCGCCGGCUGUAUGCGUUGUCGACAGAGGGGUCUGUGAUCAUUGAUGGACCUGCUUUGCAAGCACUGUCCACCUCCCUUCGGAGCGCAGUUGUUUCACUAGAAGAGGUGGUAGAGGGAUCAAGAGCCUACUUUGCGCUUCAGCAAGAUAGGAUAAGUUUAUCCGAAGCUGCGGAACAGUCACUACAAGAGUUACGCUCUCAGGGAACUCGUUGUAUCGAAGAAAUUGAUCCUGUCGUGCGAAUCCAGGGUUCGCUGCCCUUCGUGGAUCGCAUCCUCCCGAGUGAACGUGAAAUUGCGGACAAGGCACUCGACUAUUUGCGUUCGCUGCCGUCAGCUUUGGUCAAGGUUUCCGUGGAAGAGCCAAGGUUAAAGUACCUCCUAGACCCUGUCGUCUGCUGGCUCCAAACGUUGGAGAUGCCAUCCACGCUUUAUCCUAUCAAUAACCAUGUGCUAGAUAAGGAGCAAACAGGCGAAGAGGUCAUCAAUAUCAUGCUAGUCAAUGUGCAGAUCCUUCUAGCGCAGCGUCCACCGCCUACCAAGGAGAGCGACGACGGACAGCCGGAGGACAACUACAUCCGGGAUGGGCUACGGGUUGCGACAGACUCUGUCCGAUGCCUGUCGCUCGACAAAAUCCAGUCGGCCCUUAGUGCACUUUUCGUCGCGCACGCUGGCCAGCCCUUCGAAAUUAUGCGACCCGUACUGAAUCGCAUCCUCCCUUUCCUUCAUAUCUACCUCACGUUCGCCCAAGAACGCAUAAUCGCACAGAUCCGAUGGGUGACGGUGCUCUUCAAGCUCCUCUUCGUGCUGUGCUCUAUCAUGCACACCGUAGCCAAGCAAGGUUUCUGCAGGCCUCCCGAUUUGGAAGAAGGAGGUGAAGGCGAAGAUGCCGGGGAGGUCACAGGUGGCGUAGGCCUGGGCGAGGGCGCCGGGUCGAAGAACGUGAGCAAGGAGAUUGAAGACGAGAGUCAGGUGGAAGGGCUUCAAGGAGAGGACGAGGCAGAGCAGCCGGAGGACAAGGAUAAAGAGGCGGGUGGGAAGGACGAUACAAUUGAGAUGAGUGAGGAUUUCGGCGGGGAGCUCGAGGACGUGCCGGACGAAGAAGACGAGGAGGGAGAGGCAGACGAGAAGGAGGAUGAGGACGAGGGACCGGAGGAGAAGGCCGAGGACUUGGAUCCAACCGACCCUUCAGCUGUCGAUGAAAAACUGUGGAACGGCGAGUCAGGGCCUGAGGAUAAGGAACAAGAUCAGCUGGGGGAGGACAAUAAUCAGCAAGAAGGGAAAGAUUCGGACGUUGUUGCAAAAGAGGACGAGAAGUCGAAGAAGUCUAAGGAUAAAGAGCAGAAGGAAGGCCAGGCGAAUGAGGAGGAGAAGGACGCUCCGGAGGCUCCGGAGGAGGAACAAAGUGCAGGUGAACAGGAAGAGGAUCUACCAGAUGGUGAAGCGCCUAACGAGAGUGGUGCACCCAUGGACGAGCACGUCCCCGAUGCUAAUGCCCUCGACCUUCCUGACGACAUGAACCUUGACCAGCAAGAACAAGAGGAUCACGGCGACAUGGAUAUGGAGGACGACUUACAGGACGACGAGGACGCAAUGUCGGACCAAGCCCCUGAGGACGCGGACACUCAGGGUAUGGACGCUGACUCUCCCGCUCCCGACGAGCCAGUGCCUGAGGACGCUCCGGCUGAUGGCGCUCCUCAGGCGACGGCUGACGAUGCGGAGGAGCCUCCAGAAGACGACGCCCCAGAAGAUGCAGUAGCUCAGCCUGAUCUUACUGCUGGAGGAGGUGAUCCAAGUCAAGCGGAUAAUCGUCAACAACUAGAGGCUGCUCAGCAGGGCGAGUCUACGGGCGCCAACAGGGGCAGCGACGCAAAGGACGAAGCUGAGGAGCGGCCAGAGGCAGGGUGCGUUCGUUUCUUCAGAAUAUAUGAUCCACCAUUGUUGACGCCAGAUAUUAGCGAGCAAGAAAGUGGGCCACAAGAGCAUCAGCCAGAACCAACUGGUGGUGAUACGUCUGGAAGCAAUGCAGAUGGCGUUGAAAGAGGACACGAGUACCGCCAACAGAAUAGGGAACUCGCCAACAACCCACUCCGCAACCUCGGCGAUGCCUUGAAAGAGGUCCAACAACGCUUCCAGGACAUUCUUGAGAGCGAAGAGGGCGCGCCCAAGCCUAGCGUGGAGGAGAAGCCUGAUGGAACAAUCGAACAGGUUGAGUACGCGGACGAGGCCGACGAGGACAUGCAAGCCCUUGGGCCUUCCGAGGAUGCGCAGGUCACGAAGCUGAGCGAGCUGAAGCUGGUGGAGGAGGAUUCUGCGCAGCAGCCUCCCAUGGCACCGAUGGAUGUUGACCCUGCGCUCCCCGAGCCUGAAAAGCAGCCGCCAGUGAACCAGAUGCACAGCGAGCCAACUGCGGAGCGCUUGCAACCCGACAUCGAAGGCGCCAUCUCGCAGAUGAACCCUCGCGAGAUGGACGGCACGAGACAUGUUCCAACGCUUCCUGACUCUACCUCCAUCAAGGCUGAUCAGGACCUCGAAGACGACCCAACGACCCAAGCCCAACAAGAAACCGUCGAGCUCGCGCUGCGCGAAUGGCAGUCCUCCGGCCAACCCUCUCAAGGCGCCGAGCAAAUCUGGCGCCUGUACGAAUCCCUCACGCACGAUCUUUCCUAUGCGCUCUGUGAGCAGCUGCGCCUCAUCCUCGAGCCGACGCUCGCCACACGCCUCAAGGGCGAUUACCGCACUGGAAAGCGUCUUAACAUGAAGAAGAUCAUCCCUUACAUUGCGUCCGACUACACCAAGGACAAGAUCUGGCUCCGGCGCACGCGCCCUUCGCAACGCGAGUAUCAGGUUCUCAUCGCACUCGACGACUCGCGCUCGAUGGCUGAGUCGCACUCGGUGCAUCUCGCAUACCAGACGCUCGCGCUCGUCUCCAAGGCGCUCAGCCGGCUCGAAGUCGGUGACAUCGCGAUCGCCAAGUUCGGCGAGAGCGUCGACGUACUGCACGCGUUCGACCCCGCUGCCGCAUCCGGCGGCGGGCCGUUCACGGACCAGGCGGGUGUGAAGCUCGUGAGUGCGUUCAAGUUCGACCAGAAGGCGACGGACGUGCUCGCGAUGCUCGAGACGAGCCUGCGGGUGCUCGAGGAGGCGCGCGAGCGGCGGGCGAUGAGCUCGCAGUCGGCGGCGGACCUGUGGCAGCUGGAGAUCAUCAUCUCGGACGGGAUAUGCCAGGACCAUGAGAAGGUCCGGACGACGCUUCGCAAGGCGGCGGGGCAACGGGUGAUGGUGGUGUUUGUGAUCAUUGACUCGUUGCAUUCGCACGUUGAUAAGUCGUCUGCGGCUGGAGCGGCGGCCGCGGCGGCCUCGCAAGCGCAGAACUCGAUCUUGUCGAUGUCGCAGGUGGGGUAUAAAAUGGUGGACGGGCGGAUGGAGCUGCAGAUGGAGCGGUAUUUGGAUUCGUUCCCGUUCGAGUACUAUGUGGUGCUCAGGGGCGUUGAGGCGCUGCCGGAGGUGCUAUCGAGCACUCUGAGACAGUUCUUUGAGCGAAUUUCAGAGGAGUAG
Messenger RNA from Coniophora puteana RWD-64-598 SS2, 15915 nucleotides. RefSeq names its product P-loop containing nucleoside triphosphate hydrolase protein. The transcript is spliced from 20 exons. NCBI's taxonomy places the organism in Eukaryota, Fungi, Basidiomycota, Agaricomycetes, Boletales, Coniophoraceae. Gene Ontology annotation, biological process: rRNA processing; ribosomal large subunit assembly. The coding region runs from base 1 to 15915 and encodes 5304 amino acids. Gene Ontology annotation, molecular function: ATP hydrolysis activity; ATP binding. Gene Ontology annotation, cellular component: nucleus; preribosome, large subunit precursor. The record is from RefSeq and is a predicted model, not a curated record.